Molecule: messenger RNA, 1674 nt
Organism: Rotaria sordida
Lineage: Eukaryota; Metazoa; Rotifera; Eurotatoria; Philodinida; Philodinidae
Source: the annotation of a GenBank genome assembly
AUGGGUGCACAGUUGUCGAAAAUUAAUUUAAAACUUAUUGAAUUGACUACAACGGAUGAUUUAACAUUGAGUUCUGAUACGAUUGUAUCAAGUUAUGGUAAAGAAGAUAUCAAUUUAUUCUUACCAAUAAAAUUUACUACUGAUACAAAGACAAGUUUGAUUCUAUCAGAUGAUGAUUGUCGAAUAUUUAACUAUGAAAAUAAAUUAAUAAAACAAAUUCGAAAUCAUCUAUCAUUAUUAACAAAUACAACCGAACAAAUAGCAAUCAAUGAUGAAAUUGAUCACAUACUUAUGAAAGAUAUUUAUGAAUUAAUCACUAACCAAUAUCAGAGAGCAAUGAAAGAUAUUCAACAUAUUUUUAACACCAAAGAGGAAUUACAGAGAACUAUCAAGGAAAAGUUGGAUAUAGAUAAAAAUAUCGAUGAAUUCAUUUCUACAGUACCAUAUGCUACUACACGAGUAGAAGAGGAAAAAAAGAUUGAAGUCACGACUACGACUAGCAAGCAACAACAGGUAGAUGUUGGAUUUCAAAAAUUCCUCGGCUUUAGUUUACAAAUGUUAACAUCGGUAUUAUUAAUUCUGAUUAGAUCUGCUGAAAAGAACGAUCCUAGUAUUAUUAACCAAAUGUUGACUCUAGCUAAUCAAUUUUGUGAACAAAUCCCAAUAGAACGUUUAUCAUCAUCCAUAUUAUCACCGACUACACAUAAUUUGUUGUGGAAACCGUUGCAACCUUUAACAAACUAUAUAAAUGAAUUAUAUUUAUCAGAAGAUCAACAUGUAUCAAAUCAAAGUAAAGUAGAUUCGUCAGCAACGUCUACCGAUGAAAUCACUACAGUCUUUGAUGAUCAUCUCGAAAGAACACUUAAUAGUCAAGGUCAAUAUGCUCAUUUGGGCAGUACAGGAAAAUUCUACUGUGGUAGUACACUUGAUGGACCACAGUGUAGCUGUUGUAAUGGUAUAUGUGGACCAACAAAUGGCUGUAAUUGUUCAGCGUGUAUGUUACUUGAUGUUCAGAAACGAGUUUUGUCUCGAGGAUGGCUUGUCAACAGUGACGGUGCAUCAGCACGAUGCAGCCAAGUGAUGCCAACGACAUUCUAUUGUGGUCGACAGGUUAUGCCAGAUGAUGGUACAAGUGAUGGAUAUUGUGGACCUACCAAUGGACCACAAUGUACAGCAUGUCAAAGAUUGAAUGAACAGCAAAAUGAUCGCUAUGGCGCAAUUUGGACUGUCCGAGACGAUUCAUCAGCAACGUCUACCGAUGAAACCACUACAGUCUUUGAUGAUCGUCUCGAAAGAACACUUAAUAGUCAAGGUCAAUAUGCUCGUUUGGGCAGUACAGGAAAAUUCUACUGUGAUGGUACACUUGAUGGACCGCAGUGCAGCUGUUGUAAUGGUAUAUGUGGACCAACAAAUGGCUGUAAUUGCUCAGCGUGUAUGUUACUUGAUGUUCAGAAACGAGCUUUGCCUCGAGGAUGGCUUGUCAACAGUGACGGUGCAUCAGCACGAUGCAGCCAAGUGAUGCCAACAACAUUCUAUUGUAGUCGAAAGGUUAUGCCAGAUGAUGGUACAAGUGAUGGAUAUUGUGGAUCUACUAACAGAUCACAAUGUGAAGCAUGUCAAAGAUUAAGUCAACAACGACGUGGUCGAUACAAGCAUAUUUGGAUUGGUCAGUAG